Molecule: messenger RNA, 1089 nt
Organism: Gekko japonicus
Lineage: Eukaryota; Metazoa; Chordata; Lepidosauria; Squamata; Gekkonidae
Gene: TCIM
Product: chromosome unknown open reading frame, human C8orf4
Exons: 1
Coding region: 50-376 (108 amino acids)
Biological process (GO): negative regulation of Notch signaling pathway; endothelial cell activation involved in immune response
Cellular component (GO): cytosol; nucleus
Molecular function (GO): Notch binding
Source: RefSeq, a predicted model, not a curated record
CCUGGGCAAAGCACCGCCGAGCCUCCUCCGCCCGCCGCACCGGACGUCGAUGAAAGCGAGGGCGAGCAGCCAGGCGGCCAGCAGCAGCAUGUCGACCUCGCUGAGGGUGAGCCCUUCCGUCCACGGCUACCGCUUCGACACGGCCUCGCGCAAGAAAGCGGCGGCCAACAUCUUCGAGAGCCUGGACCAGGAGGCGCUCCAGAAGCUCUUUAAGAACUCCGGCGACAAGAAAGCCGAGGAGAGGGCCAAAAUCAUCCUCGCCACAGACCAGGACCUGGAGGAGAAAGCCCGGGCGCUGAUGGCUCUGAAGCAGAGGACGAGGGACAAACUCUUCCAGUUCCUGAAGUUUGGGAAACACUCCAUUCAAGUCCACUGAGGACUUCACCGAGGGCGGGAACGAACAGAAAAGAAUUCGCAGCGCAUCGGCCAGCUCCAUCCUUUCCAGCCACUCUGAAACUGACCAGACGUGUAAAGCUGGGAAAGACGGUCAUGGGUCUCAUUUUGCACACGUCAGAGUCGACAGCAAAAAGCUUGCUUGGAGGACUCAAACUUGCACAUUGUAAAAGAGCGAGAGAACAAAAGGAGCCAAUCUGGGCAGUCCCCCGAGGCCCGAGUCACUGGAAUGAAGUGGGGGCAGCCACCAAGCUGGACUCAGCUUUUCCCAGGCAGCUGGGGCCAACCAGCGAUGAGAUCAUUCUUCUCCUUAACUGACUGUUUGACAAUCUUUCCUGACACUUGUUUAUUGAAUGUGUAAAGCCUUUCCUAAAUCUCACAGUUGUCUGCUGGAAUGAAAGGGAUUAGAAAGAGAUCAGCAAUAACUGUCUGUCUGCCUUAGUCUAAAAUGCAUGGAACGGCGCACCGUCCAGGUGUGGAAUCUGCACCAUGCCUCAGGAGAUGAACUUUCUUUUGAAGCCUCGUCAAGGGAUCCUUGCUCACUGUUGCCCAGCGGAAGUGGAUCCUUGAACUUGUUGCACAAACUUUGGGGGACCUGACUGAACUGUGAAGGUUUCGCUAGGAUACUUUGGUUCCUAUAAGCAUCCAUACCAUUUUAUUUUUGGCCACAGUUACAAUUUUUGUAAUGAAUUUAAC